AUGUCCAUUAGAAAAUUUGAAUCUGGAUAUUCUAAAAGAAAACGACAUAAAAAGGUUGAACAAUUGAUUAAAUCUCAAGAGGGAGCCCUUGAUAAAUUUUUUAGUAUUAGUACACAAAAACAUAAUGACGAUGUAGUUCCCGAAGAAGAGUUUAAUAAUAAUGAUAUUGGUGAUAAUACAACUGAAAAACAUCAUUGUUUGGUGAAUAAAGAGAUAUCUAUCGAGGAUGAUGUUAUCGAUGAAAGAAACAUUAAUGAAAAGAUUAGUGAACCAUUCUCCUUUGACAUUAGUGAUCUAGUGAAUUGGGAAAAUAUGAAUCAGAAUUUAAGAGAUUUAAUCGUAAUGAAAGGUCCAGUAAGAGAUGAUGAUGUAAUUUUUACAAAAGAUGUAGCUAAUCGACACUUCUCCUCUAUUCAUUACACUCGACGAUUACGCAAUGGAGAGAAUCAUGAUAGAAAAUGGUUGAUAUAUUCAAAAAGUCUGGAUAAAAUAUUUUGUUUGUGCUGUAAACUAUUCAAGAAUGAUGGCGUUCAAACUCAAUUGGCACAUGAUGGUGCAAAUGAUUGGAAAAUAAUUGGUGAAAAACUAAGAACACAUGAAGUGAGUUAUGACCAUAUCACUAACAUGAGUAGAUGGAUCGAAAUGGAAAUAAGAUUUCAAAAGAAACAAACAAUUGAUAAAAGUGUGCAGGAACAAAUCAAUAAGGAUAGAGAACAUUGGAGACAAGUAUUAUUGAGAAUAAUAUCUGUGGUUAAAACUCUUGUAGAAAAUAAUUUAGCAUUUCGUGGAGAUAAUGAGAAGAUAUACCAAGAAAAUAAUGGUAUCUUCUUAAGCUUAAUUCAAAUGAUUGCUGAGUUUGAUCUUGUAAUGCAAGAGCAUAUUCGUCGAAUUCAAAAUAAAGAAAUUCAUUAUCAUUAUCUUGGACACAAAAUUCAGAAUGAGUUGAUACUUAUGCUAGCAGGUGAGAUCAAGAAAAUAAUCAUCGAGAAACUCAAAGAAUCCAAGUACUUUUCUAUGAUACUUGAUUGCAAUCCAGAUUUGAGUCACGAAGAACAAAUGUCUAAAGUAUUGAGGUGUGUUGAUAUUUCAGCAAAUCCAGUGAAGGUAGAAGAAUUUUUUUUAGGAUUUUUAGUGGUGGAUGAUACAUCUGGAAAGGGACUUUUUGAUGAAUUAGUGAAUGCGUUGAAUAAUCUAGAACUUGAUAUCGAUAAUAUAAGGGCUCAAGGAUAUGAUAAUGGUGCUAACAUGAGAGGAAAACAUAAAAGGGUACAGAAUAGACUACUACAAGUAAAUCCUGGAGCAUUUUACACUCCUUGUGGAUGUCAUAGUCUCAAUCUUGUACUUUGUGAUAUGGCUACUUGUUGUACAAAAGCUAAAUCUUUCUUUGGACUAGUGCAACAUAUAUACACUCUAUUUUCAUCAUCUACUAAAAGAUGA
This is a messenger RNA of Olea europaea var. sylvestris, 1437 nucleotides long. RefSeq lists its product as uncharacterized. The record is from RefSeq and is a predicted model, not a curated record. Bases 1 to 1437 code for a protein of 478 amino acids. NCBI's taxonomy places the organism in Eukaryota, Viridiplantae, Streptophyta, Magnoliopsida, Lamiales, Oleaceae. The transcript has a single exon.